CAACCACAACCACCACGGCCAGAACCGCACAACCACCGCCCUCUGUCUACCACUGUCUCCUUCACAGGCCCAUCACACUCUCUGUUGGACCAUUGAUUGCUCUGUGGCUCUGUGUCAUAUUUUGUUUCACUGUGAAAGUAUCUAUUACACCAAUCACUAAUUAGAAGCCCCCCUGAAAACUGCUCCGUAUUCGUCCGAUCUCGGUCCAAACCCCCUUUUCAAGUUCCGAACUGGUAGCAAGAUCCAGGUUCAACCACCCUCACCUUCACAAUGCCAGGAGUUCCCCCCGAUGCUCUCGAUCAGCUGAAGAAAGGCUUCAAAAAAUUCUUCCUGCGCAGAAAGAAGAAGAACGCAACCAAGGAUGAUGAGCAACCCGCGCCGCCUGCUGAAAACAAGCCGGCUGAGACGCCCACCGCGCCUGCGACCGAACCAACCCAAACCUCACCACCUCCUGCCGCUCCAGCGGCUGCUCCAGUAGCUCAGACUCCCGAGGCUACAACCUCGGGCGCCCCGGCUACCGAAGGCGGUGCUCCUGCUCCACAGCCCAGCCAGGCUCCAGAGACCACCACGGCUCCAACCACUGAACCCGCUCCGACAGCGCAGCCGCCUACGCAACCUGCAGCAACCGACGCCCCUAAAGAAGCUGCUCCCAAGGAAGAGCCUCCUAAGGAAGAGACUCCUAAGGAACAGACUCCUAAGGAAGAGCCUCCUAAGGAAGAGACUCCCAAGGAAGAGACUCCCAAGGAUCCUGCUCCUAAGGAACCAGCGCCUGAGGAACCCGCCCCCGCGGAACCACCCACACAAGCGUCAGCCGCCCCAACUGAGACUCCCUCUAAGCCCGCGGAGCCCACACCGGCUCCUGAGGCGAAACCUGCUGAAACUCCCGUAGCCACGGAAUCCGCAGCAACUGCACCCGCCAAAGAAGAGGAAAAGCCAGCGCAACCCGAUGCCACGCCGGAAACAAAAGCACCGGCUGAGAGUGAAGCUCCCAAAUAAUCAAAUGAGUACCUUAGUCGAAUCGACAUUACGUCUGCAAUGGAAGGCUUGCCGAUUGUGCGCCGGGGAACGGCCUCAGUGAUACCACUAAGCGAAGUUAUGAUGGCUCUGUUACGGAUUUUCUUGCCUGAUACCCUUUCCUCCAAUGUAUAUUCUUUUAGCCGUUUCGCUUGCUGUAAAUUACAUUUUGCGUAAUGCCGGCUC
Coccidioides immitis RS is the source of this 1200-nucleotide messenger RNA. RefSeq lists its product as uncharacterized. The record is from RefSeq and is a predicted model, not a curated record. NCBI's taxonomy places the organism in Eukaryota, Fungi, Ascomycota, Eurotiomycetes, Onygenales, Onygenaceae. The coding region runs from base 271 to 996 and encodes 241 amino acids. The transcript is spliced from 3 exons.